CAACCUGGUGAUGAAAAAUGUUUUAUUCCUAAUGCAUUUGUCGACUUUACAGGCAAUUAUGGAGUAACUGAAGUUUACAAGUUAAAGGCUCAGAGAAAAUGUAUUUUAGCUCUUCCUAUUGAAUGUAAAAGCAAAUAAUUAAAGAGUUGUUCAAACAUACAGAUAAUCUUUUUGGUCAUACUUUUCCAAAGGUUUGCCCUUUGCUCUAAUCUCACCCUAACUGUCAUUUGUACAGACAAUGGGAAAGCUGCAGACUGAAACUCAAGACUCCAAAGUUAUCCGGCCUCAACCAGGCAUCUGUGUGAAAACGUCCUCAGAGACAGGCAAUGAGAAGGUUUUUAUUAACAUCUGCCAGUCAAACUCUGUCCCGCCCCCGCCUGAGCUCACCAGGGAGGAACUUGUGCAGCUGCUCCAGUCAGAAGAUCCCAGCGGCUACAGGGUUCCAAUGAGCCUGGGGGAGCCGCACACCGAGGUUGACAACAACUCUCAGGGAUGCACAGCCUAUGAUGUUAUCAUCAACCAGGACUUCUUCCAGAGGUGUCAGAAGGAUCCUUUAUUCCAGCAUUUUGUUAUACUGGUGUCUUUGGAGGGACUGGAGAAUAAAUACAGUCUGGAACUAAAUAGAGACUGGAAAGUUCUCAAAAACAGGAAAUUCCUGGGCUCUGUUAGUGAGCAGAACAUCCGGAUGAAGAGCAGGCCGGUGAUCCAAGAACUGCAGCCUAAGGAAAUCUCCACAGCAUGUGCUAAAAGACCAGAAUUCUCACUGUUUUUGGAGCCUCCUACUGGACACCCAGAGUACCUCAUUGCAGAGAUAAAGCUCCCUGGAGUGUCAUCAUCUCGCUCUCUGGUUCUUGACGUUGGAGAGGACCAGCUGGUCUUAACAGCUCUACCAUCGCUCUACCACCUUGACGUCUUCCACGCUUUCUUCGUUGACCAGGAGAACAGUGUGGCGCAGUACAACAAGAGCACACAGGUUCUCACUGUCACGAUGCCUGUGGUCUCAUCUGCUUCAUCAAGCUACUGAAGAAUGUCUACCUAUGUAUUUUUCUUACAAAAUGCUGUGAAUAUUAAAGUUUUUGUUAAAGUUA
Molecule: messenger RNA, 1088 nt
Organism: Girardinichthys multiradiatus
Lineage: Eukaryota; Metazoa; Chordata; Actinopteri; Cyprinodontiformes; Goodeidae
Product: PIH1 domain-containing protein 1-like
Exons: 9
Coding region: 239-1024 (261 amino acids)
Biological process (GO): box C/D snoRNP assembly; rRNA processing
Cellular component (GO): cytoplasm; ribonucleoprotein complex; R2TP complex
Source: RefSeq, a predicted model, not a curated record